This is a messenger RNA of Malassezia sympodialis ATCC 42132, 1656 nucleotides long. RefSeq lists its product as uncharacterized. Gene Ontology annotation, molecular function: cyclin-dependent protein serine/threonine kinase activity; ATP binding. The record is from RefSeq and is a predicted model, not a curated record. Lineage: Eukaryota; Fungi; Basidiomycota; Malasseziomycetes; Malasseziales; Malasseziaceae. Gene Ontology annotation, cellular component: nucleus. The transcript has 2 exons. Gene Ontology annotation, biological process: protein phosphorylation. The coding region runs from base 1 to 1656 and encodes 551 amino acids.
AUGCGUGACUAUGGCAGCGAUCGACCCCCAUACCAACGCCGUGAGUAUGCGUACGAACGUCCUCGACCUGCGCCCUACCACCUUGACGAUGCUCGGGAUUCCCGAAGGGACAACUGGGAGAGGCGCGGAGACUAUUCUAGGUCACGCGAAGACUUUAGAAGCUACCGCUAUGAUGAUCGCGACCGCCGUGAGCCCCGACGUGACGUGCAGCCUCUCCGCCUGGAGCUGCCCGCCAAGCGAGACCCGCCCACCCGGCCACAGCUAUCUGUCCCCGUCAAAGUGCGCAAAGGCCCGCGACCUGGUACACUGGCCCGGCGUGCGCGUGAGAAACCGGCACCGUUGUCUGAGCGUCAAUUCCACGGAUGCAGUAAUAUCGAUGCGUACGACCUCACUGUGAAGUUGGGUCAGGGCACCUUUGGUGAAGUGAAGCAAGGCAUACAAAAGGCCACAGGCCGGAGUGUCGCUCUGAAGAAGGUCACUAUCUAUGAGGUGAAAGACGGCCUUCCCAUCACGGCACUGCGAGAGAUCAAGCUCCUAAAGAUGCUUCAUCACCCUUAUAUUGUGCCUGUGAUUGACAUGGCAUACCGUGCAUCCACCGAGCGCGGUAAAAUGGGCGAUGUAUACAUGGUCGAGCCCUAUAUGGACCAUGACUUGAACGGCUUGUUGGACAACCCGUCCGUGCAGCUGCCCAUGAACCAAAUCAAACUAUACAUGCGCGAGCUUCUCGAGGGUAUGCUAUACUUGCACAAGAAUCAUAUCAUGCAUCGUGACAUGAAGGCAGCCAACCUGCUGAUUGACAACCAUGGCCAGCUUCAGAUUGCUGACUUUGGUCUCGCGCGCCCCUUCCAUGACCGGGACGAAGCUUGGCGCAAUCGCGGAUGGAAAAGCACACACAACUACACGGAAAUGGUCGUGACCCGCUGGUAUCGUCCUCCUGAGCUACUUGCUGGGCUGCGGUCCUAUGGUCCUGCCAUCGACAUGUGGGGGGUUGGGUGCAUCCUCGCCGAAAUGAUCACACGCAAGCCGAUCUUUAAGGGGACGUCCGAAAUUAAUCAGCUGGAGCUGAUUGCAGCUCUUUGUGGCUCACCCAAUGACGACAACUUUCCCGGGUGGUCGACCCUGCCUGGUGUAAAAAAUGCGACGUCAUCGGGUCGACCAGACCCCAAUCCGAAUGUUCGUGGCCGUCAUGAUUUUGGUCGUUAUCCCCGCAACGUGCGGCAUCAUUUCACUACGGUAGUGGACUGUGGCCGUGAAUGUGCCGAUCUGAUCGACAAGCUUCUUGUACUGGAUCCUGCCAAGCGCAUGACAGCCGCAGAGGCCUUGGAGCACGAGUGGUUCUGGACCAAGCCGUAUCCGGCGGAUCCUGCGUCCCUACCCAAAUAUCUGCCAUCCAAGGAAAUUGACCGCAAUCGCCGCGACCGCAAGGCUCCUGCAGCCGUACCGGCAGGUCACCCCGGCAUGCCGCCUCACCCAGGUAUGCCGCCUCACCCAGGCACGGCUCCUAUGGCAGGUGCACCCACGUCCAAGAGUGCCUAUCCACCCAUGCCACGUCUCCCGAGUGCCUCUGGUGUGGGGGGACAGGGCUAUGGCCGGUCCAAGGACUAUGGAUGGUAUAAUCCUAGUGCACCGCGAGGGCCUGGCACGCGGCCGGAGUAA